ACUUCAGUGCUAGUAGAAGUUUUAACAAAGUUUUAAAGGCUUUGAACACAUUAGCACCAGAGAUGUUAGUCAAACCUGGAUCUGCAGUGCCAGCCAAAAUAAGGGAAAGUACAAGGUUUUACCCUUACUUUAAGGAUUGCAUCGGAGCGAUCGAUGGCACACAUAUUCCAGCAAUGGUAACAGGAGUUGACGUAAGCAGCUAUCGUAAUCGUCACGGAACAAUAUCACAAAAUGUAUUAGCAGCUUGUAACUUUGAUUUAGAAUUCAUAUAUGUGCUUAGUGGGUGGGAGGGCUCAGCUCAUGAUUCAAGAGUACUAAAUGAUGCUUUAACAAGGAGGAAUGGACUUAAAUUUCCUAUUGAAUUGGAGAACGAAUCUUCAUCUUCAUCAUUACCAGUUAAUGAAGGAGAUCCUGAACUAGUUUUCCAAACACAAGAACAACAACGAGCACAUGCUAAUGAAUGGAGGGUUGGUAUAGCUUUGAACAUGUGGAGAGAUAUUGGCCACAAUGACACCAAUGAGAAUUAACGAUAACGAAUGAAUGUUGCAU
Molecule: messenger RNA, 549 nt
Organism: Prunus avium (sweet cherry)
Lineage: Eukaryota; Viridiplantae; Streptophyta; Magnoliopsida; Rosales; Rosaceae
Source: RefSeq, a predicted model, not a curated record